CAGCGUGUGGGUGGGGCAUUCUGCGGUCACCACGGUGACCACAGACACUGGGUGUGGAGGGAGCGAGGCUGCAGGUUGGGAGGGACCCAGCACAUGGGGGAACGACAGCAAAGUCUGCGUCAAACGCACCUUGUCCCUGAGGCCGGGGGCCGGUCAGAAGAGGGGCUGGAGAAUGGCGAGGAACACAGCUGGCGGAGCACUGAGGCCGUGCCGGGGUCCAGGGACCCGGAGGAGGAGGUCUCCCUGGAGGAGGUGGCCGGGGAGCAGCACCCAGGGGCCCUGCCUCCCAAGGAGGUGCUCUUGGAGCCCGAGCUGGCUCCGGACCAGGACUUGGAGGCGGGCAUUACCAUGAGCCAGCUGUCCAUCGCUGAGAGGCGCCCUGACACCCCCACCGCCAGGAGCAGGAGGAGGCGGCGGCUGCAGGAGCUGGCAAAGCCCAAAACCGACUGGCAAGUGAUCAGGGACAGGCCGGGGUGCUGCUGUGAGGGCUUCGCCUGGAUCUCCCCACGCAGGAAGAACUUACAUUUCUGUCUCUAUUGGCCUUCCGUGUACUGGACGGAGUGCUUUCUUGAGGAUACUACCCUGAGUGUCACGGUGCCCGCCGUGUCCCACCGCGUGGAGGAGCUGGCGCGGCCCCGGAGGUUCUACCUGGAGAAUUUCAGCAGCUGCCGGGCCUCUCCCAUCUGGCCUGUCCCUCGGCCCACCCUGGAGUACCGCGCGUCCAGCAGGCUGAAGGAGCUGGCCACCCCCCGGGUCCGCAAGAACGUCUGGAGCAUCGACAUGUCGGAGGUGUCACGAGUGUCAAGGGCAGCCCAGAUGGCCGUCCCCAGCUCACGGAUCCUUCAGCUGGCCAAGCCCAGGGCCCCACCCAUGCUGUCGGCAGAGUGGGACCCCGUGCCCAAACCCAAGCCCUAUGUGUCAGACUACAGCCGCCUCCUCCAGCUGGCCAUGCCUAAGGCCCAGUCAGAAAAGUGUGUUCCUGACCGCAGUCCUUGCUGGGAGGUGCUGGACAUCACCAAGAAGGCUGUGGCCAGUCCAAGGAUCAUCUCCCUGGCCCAGCCCAGAGUCCGCAAGGGCCUCAAUGAGGACUACAACCCCUACUACAUCUCCCCGGCCUCCCUGGUGGCUCAGGCAUCCCCGCGCCUGUAUGAGCUUGCCACCCCCAGAAGCAUCACCAAGAAAGUGUGAGCGGGCGCCUGGCCUGCCAGCGGACUCCCAGUAAACACCCAAGUGCAUCCCGCCUGUGUACGUGUCUGCUGUGGGCUCCGAGGCUGGGGAGGGGCGUGCAGGGGGCCGCGGGCUGAGGCGGAAAAUAAUAAUAAUAUUGAAUCUUC
Molecule: messenger RNA, 1334 nt
Organism: Fukomys damarensis (Damara mole-rat)
Lineage: Eukaryota; Metazoa; Chordata; Mammalia; Rodentia; Bathyergidae
Gene: Spmap2
Product: theg spermatid protein
Exons: 8
Coding region: 94-1188 (364 amino acids)
Biological process (GO): spermatogenesis
Source: RefSeq, a predicted model, not a curated record